Messenger RNA from Linum trigynum, 2942 nucleotides. Lineage: Eukaryota; Viridiplantae; Streptophyta; Magnoliopsida; Malpighiales; Linaceae. The record is from the annotation of a GenBank genome assembly.
UCACUUCAAUAUAUUUUUGGAACAAAAAUAAUCGAGGCAUUUAUUACUAGUCUACACAAUAUGGUAUUGAAAAUGGAUCUCAUUUUGUAGAGCACAACAAAUUCGUUCCUUCUGUGCAAAUAAUUUUAAAAUUCAAAUUAGAACGAAGAAUAUAAGUGUCAAUCAAGAUAACUGUAGAAUAUUAAAAAACUUAAUUCUUAGCCUUUAAAUCUGUUCCUUCUUAAAAUGAAGGAUCCAAAUCUUGUUAUGCAAGUUAUGCACUCUAUCCAUAACUCUUUUACUCGGCUUCGAUGUAAGACUUGGGCUCGAACACGUCAAUUGUGAUUGCAAAUCACCUCCAAAAAUCUACUAAUCUCCAAAUCACUAAAUGGGUUGAUAAUUGCAAUUGAUGCAAGAGAUUGGGAUGGGUAACCCUUUUACUGGGCUUCGAUGUAAGACUUGGGCUCGAACUCGUCAAUUUUGAUUACAAAUCACCUCCAAAAAUCUACUAAUCUCCAAAUCCCUAAAUGGGUUGAUAAUUGCAAUUGAUGCAAGAGAUUGGAACGGGUUGGUGUGCCUAGCCUUGUUGCAUACAUGUACCCACCCUGACAAUGCUACUAAGUAUUACCGCUCUCACUCUCAUAAAUAUUUAUCAAAAUGUUAUUAGUCUAAAGUAGGGCUGGGAAUUCGAUCCUGGUUUUUCGGUCAAACCGUAAACUGGCGAAUUUAAAAUGUGUUGGUUGUAACCGGAAACCGAAUUCCAACCAACCCAAUCUAGUUUUCGGUUGUAGUAUCUAUACAAAAGACCUCGGUCCCAUCCGGUUAAAACCGGGUAACUGGAUAGCCUAGUACAACCCAUCACUGGGCCCAGCUCGCUAACCCCCACCUCAGGCCCAACCCGCACACACCCUAGCCCAGACCGCUCCUUACCCUAAUUCCCAGAGUCCUACUCCUAUCACCUAAACUCGCCUCCCUCUAAAACUCGCAACUGUCACUUUGCUCUAGCGACGCUGCCCUCUCUUCGAUCUCAGACCAAACCCUCCCUCUCGAUCAACCCAGACAAAGACAUGAAAACAUGAAACACCCCCAACUCUCCCUCUGCUCUCCUCUUGGAUCGAAGAAGAAGAAUAGAGCGGCCACCGAUGACCACAUCCCGCCGGUCAAUCGCCUCCUUCCAUCCUCUUCGUGUGACUACUGUCGGUCAACCUCCGCUCUCCAUCCUCGUCGCGUGACUCCUUCGGCCGACAGAGCCUUCUCUGACUCUGUUCUGUCAUCUUCAUCGCCGGUAAAUGGAAGAAAAGAAAGAGACAAGUGAAGGAGAAGCGGUAUCGUGCUUGAUCGGCUUUCACAGGAGAAAAGGUUGAUUCGUGAGGAUUUGGAAUUUGGGAAAGAGAUAAGAAUCGGCGGGAGUGAGGUAGAGCCCCGACUAGAUAUUUCGUUACCCGGCACAGGGUCAAGAGAACUGUCCAAACUUCUCCCCCGAUGCUUCGCCGAUUCUGUGGUCUGGAGCUUUAGUCGGAGGGGUUGGGGAACGGCGAAGUACUAUUUCGCGAGCAAGGUGAAGGGCGGAGGUGGAAGUGGGCGGAGGAGGUUGGGGGAAGGCGAAGUGUCUAGCCAGAAAGGUGAAGGGCGGAGGUGGAAGUGGGCAGAGGGGGUUGGGGGAAGGCGUAGAGUCUCCCCUGCAAAGUUUUUUGUAAUUUUUUAAUAUUUUAUUAUUAAAUAUUUUUAAGUAUAUAUGAUGUGUAAUCUACGUGUCAUUUUUUUAUUUUUCUCUUUCAAUCCACAUCAUUUACUGGGGUCAGAAACACGCCAACUAAGCAUCCACCAUCUGUCCAGUCAUCAAGUUAACUUACGAAGUUAACGGAGUGGACGGAAAUGAAUAUUUCGUAUAUUUCGAUAGUUGUGGAUAUAUUUGUCACAACCGUGAUAGUUGUGGAUAUACAACUGUAUUUUGCCUUUGUUUAAUUCCGGUUUUUGGGUUCAAACCGGAUUGGACCGGCUUCAAUCCAGCCCGGUUUUAGUCAAAACUGGAUGCAAUCCAAACCAUCUCCAGUUGUUGUAUUGGCCAAUACGCUUGGAAAAAACUAGAUUAAUCCGGUCCAAUUUUAAUCGGACCGUACCGUUUCCCACCCCUAGUCUAAAGUCUAAAUGCGACCGCGUCCCUAAUUCUUAUCGAAGCAAUCUCGCGUUUUCAAAAUGAGAUGAUUUGAAGACCGAUCUUUGGUUUAAGCAUUGGUACAAGAGUUAAGGAAUGGCUGUUUGAAUGAAUGUACUUAGGCUUAUGCUUCUCGAUGUUCAGGUUAAGUGAGGUCCAUUUAAUUUUGAACGCAAAAUCUAUAUGCUUUUGAGCACCAAAGAAUUGGUUUACAUAGUUCAAACCUUAAUUGAUAACCAAAACUAUCAAAAUAAGUGGAAACCGCUGAAAAUCAAUGUUCUAAAUAAAAGUACCCUACUGUUCGGUUGAGCCAUAAAUAUCGAGUACCAAAAAUGAUAAAUGAUUUUCAUGAUAGGGGAUUCCCUACGGUAACUUGAAGUAAGGUAACUUAAUUUUUUUUACCAGUUAUAGCAGGUUUCACAUGUCUCAUUACGUAAAAUACAAUAGGCAUUACAUAAUGGUUACGUAACAUAUGGUAAUCUUACGUAACAGUUGUAAAAGAUUAUUACGGAAGACUUACGUAAUAAAAUGUGUCUUUACGUAAUGAGUAUUAACCUCGAGUAACGUAAAAUGCUAAGUUAUUACGGAAGUCUUACUUAACACUACUGAUUUAACUGUAAUGUAAGAAAUAAUUGUCGUUCCGUAACUUUUACGUAAUGGAAGGUCUUUUUACGUAAUGAGUAAUAACCUCGCGUUACGUAAAGUGCUAAGUCAUUACGGAAGUCUUACGUAACGCUUCCAAUUUAACUGUUCCGUAAGAAAUAACUAUCGUUACUUAACCUUUACGUAAUGAAUGUGUAUUUUACGU